Molecule: messenger RNA, 1211 nt
Organism: Gadus macrocephalus (Pacific cod)
Lineage: Eukaryota; Metazoa; Chordata; Actinopteri; Gadiformes; Gadidae
Gene: med19a
Product: mediator complex subunit 19a
Exons: 6
Coding region: 209-943 (244 amino acids)
Biological process (GO): positive regulation of transcription by RNA polymerase II
Cellular component (GO): mediator complex
Molecular function (GO): transcription coregulator activity; transcription factor binding
Source: RefSeq, a predicted model, not a curated record
AGUGAAUCCAGCUGCCUCGCAAGGUUCACCAUGUAUUUUCUGUCUUUGUUCAGAGGGUUGUUCUACAUCUGGCGUUACGGUAGUCUGGUCCAUUACGCUAGUGUUGUCCAAUACGCUGGGUAGCGUGACAAGCGAGCACUUGUUGUCACACAAUACGAGCUGGGAAGGCACAAGUGUUUUCUCUCUAGAUGUAUUACUUGAGAUAGAUAUGACGGAAAUGUUUUCAACUCUCUACGGGCAAAAUGAAGCCCAGGGUCCGCCCGGUUCGACGUCUCUGGGAUUUGGACCGGGAAAACCUACUCCUCCUCUGCCGCAAAACCAGGUCGCUAUGCCGGGUCAGCUAGCGCCGCAGCCCGGGGAUGAGGGGCCCGUCCUCCGGAAGCCUGGAGCCAUGAAUGAACCUUUCUACUUGUUACGGGAGCUUCCUGUAGGCAAUGAGUUGACGGGCAACACCAACCUCAUCACACACUAUAACCUGGAACACGCUUACAACCGCUUCUGUGGGAAGAAGGUGAAGGAGAAGCUGAGCAACUUCCUGCCAGAGCUGCCUGGGAUGAUCGACUGUCCCGGCACGCAGGACGGCAGCUCGCUGCGCUCCCUGAUCGAGAAGCCCCCCGUGUGUGGGAACUCCUUCAGCCCCCUGACCGGGGCGCUGCUCACGGGCUUCAGACUCCACACAGGACCGCUCCCGGAGCAAUACAGGCUGAUGCACAUCCAGCCUCCGAAGAAGAAGAGCAAACACAAGCACAAGCACCAUCGACCGCAGGACCCCAUACCACAAGAGACCCCCUCAGACUCUGACCCCAAGAAGAAGAAGAAGAAGCGCGACGACGACCCCGACCGCAAGAAGAAGAAGAAGGACAAGAAGAAGAAGAAGAACCGCCACAGCCCAGACCACCCCGGCCUCCCCAGUUCACAGCCCAACAGCAGCAGUCUGAGAUAGACCAGGGAGACCGGUGGGUGUGGGUUUGAGUGUGUGUGGGAGUGUGUAUGCGUGUGUUUUGAAGUAUUCCUAAAUGAAUGCGUGGUUGUUGUUUUUUUUGCAAUGAUGUAUUACUGCAGUGUGUAUGGUGGUUGUAUUGUUUUUGAGUUACAGCGCAGUGUAGAAGGCUAAAGCCAUUGAUACUUUGUCAAGUAUGAAUGAUUGUUGCUUUUCCAUUUUUGUCUUUCCACCGUUUCAAAUUCUAAUAAAAUUUGGAUUCUACUUUUUA